UACUACAUCAUAGCCACCAACACGGCAACACUAGUAUUUAUAUCUAUAUAAACCCUACUCUUCUCAGGUGUAUCUUCUGACCAAUUUCAUACUCUAUCUUCCUCAAUCUAUCUCUGUUCAUCGCUAUCUGUCUCUCUUGAAAGAACAAAAGAUAUAUAAUUAGUUAUAUUCCAAGCUAAUACAUCUCUAGAUGGAGCAAAAGAUUUUGCUUAAAGUUCUAAUACUCCUUCUGGGGUUCUUUUAUGCCUUGUCUUUGGUUACGGGGACUCCUCUAUCCAGGAGCCUUAAGUUAGAUGACGAAGCUUAUUCAUCAACCAACCAAGAUUCGGUGAUGCAGGGUUUCAUGGAAGAAACAGGCAACUAUGAACAAGUCAUUUUAAAAGGUGAGGAAGAAGGUUUCUUGAUCCAUGGCAGGAUGGUUGCGGAGAGGGCAGACUACCCAGGAGCAGUAGCAAACAAAAACCAUGACCCAAAGCCUCCAAGAACCUGAUCGAUUGUAAAGCAUGGUUACCAUCUUCGUUAGUUAACAAAUUGUUUGUAGUAAUCAUAGUAUUUGAUAAGUAUCACCAACUAAUUAAUUUAUUUAGUUACGCGUGACCUGUUGUAAGUUUGUUCUUUGGUUAACACUUAUUACUAAUGGAAUGGUGUGCAUUUUUGUCUCC
Molecule: messenger RNA, 662 nt
Organism: Papaver somniferum (opium poppy)
Lineage: Eukaryota; Viridiplantae; Streptophyta; Magnoliopsida; Ranunculales; Papaveraceae
Exons: 3
Coding region: 191-490 (99 amino acids)
Source: RefSeq, a predicted model, not a curated record